Xenopus laevis (African clawed frog) is the source of this 2440-nucleotide messenger RNA. RefSeq names its product selenocysteine lyase L homeolog (gene scly.L). Gene Ontology annotation, cellular component: cytosol. Gene Ontology annotation, molecular function: selenocysteine lyase activity. The record is from RefSeq and is a predicted model, not a curated record. The transcript has 13 exons. Bases 69 to 1400 code for a protein of 443 amino acids. NCBI's taxonomy places the organism in Eukaryota, Metazoa, Chordata, Amphibia, Anura, Pipidae.
UUCACUUUAACACGAGACUGUCUAUCCUCCCCUCUCUGUGAUGCAAGACGAUCUUUCCACUCCUCUCUAUGGUUAUCCCCUCUCUUCCUGGUCUGCUGCCCAUACACGCAGUUACAGAUAUGGUAGACACAGAAUCACAAAAGGAAAAGAAUCAUCUAAAACACAAGAUUUACCUUGACUAUAAUGCUACUACUCCUCCUGCCAGAGAAGUGGUCGGCACUGUGGCAGAAGCUUUGCAAGAGGCCUGGGGCAACCCAAGCAGCAGCUAUACUGCAGGAUGCAAAGCCAAGGAGCUGAUAGACACAGCACGAGCUCGCAUUGCCAAGAUGGUGGGAGGAAAACCUGAAGAUAUUAUUUUUACCUCUGGGGGCACAGAGGCUAACAAUAUGGUGCUUUUCUCUGCCGUGGAGAAUUUUAACAGAACAUCCAAAGAAAGGCAGAAUAACAAUGUGGACUGGGCAUUACCUCACAUCAUUACAUCAAAUGUAGAGCAUGACUCUGUGGCACUACCACUCUUACAACUACAGAAGACUCAUAAAGCUGAAAUUACAUUUGUCCCAGUCUCUACUGUAACGGGUCGUGUAGAGGUUGAAGAUGUCAUUUCUGCUGUAUGUCCCAAUACUUGUUUGGUGUCCAUCAUGCUGGCAAACAAUGAAACUGGAGUCAUUAUGCCUGUGGGUGAGCUUUCCCAGUGCCUGGCUUCCCUUUCUAGAAAAAGAUCUGCACAAGGGCUUCCCGAGAUCCUACUGCACACGGAUGCUGCCCAAGCCUUGGGAAAGGUGGAAGUGGAUGUGCAAGAACUGGGAGUAAAUUAUCUGACCAUUGUUGGACACAAGUUCUAUGGGCCACGCAUUGGAGCCUUGUAUGUUGGAGGCCUCGGGCACCAGUCUCCUUUGCUCCCCAUGCUUUAUGGAGGAGGACAAGAGCGCAACUUUCGCCCAGGAACAGAGAACACACCAAUGAUAGCAGGGCUUGGACAGGCUGCAGAGCUUGUGUCCUUACAUUGUGCUGCUUAUGAGGUUCACAUGAGACGCAUACGGGAUUAUCUGGAGCAAAAGCUGGAGGCUGUGUUUGGAGACCGAAUCCGAUUGAACUCUCGGUUCCCUGGAGCAGAACGGCUUCCAAACACCUGCAACGUGUCACUUCUGAAACCUGCAGUGCUUGGACGUGAGUGGCUUUCUCACUGUCAGUACCUUCAGGCUAGCGUCGGAGCAGCAUGCCAUUCAGACCGGGGAGACAGUCCAUCACCGGUGCUGCUAAAGAGUGGCGUGCCGCAAGAUGCUGCGAGAUCUGCAGUGCGUCUAAGUGUGGGGCGAGAAACAUCUCAGGAUGAUGUGGAUUUGAUUGUCAGAGACCUUGAACAAGCAGCCCAGUUACUUGGAAUGAAUAAACAAAGCUAGACAUGUUAGCAGUCUCAGUGAUAAACACCUGCCCCGUUAAGAUGUUAAAGAACAACACAAAAUACAAAGCAAUUUUGGAAACAGUUUUCCUCUGUACUGAUCUGUAGGAAGAAAAUGACCUUUAAUUUGUAUUUAGUCCUUAAAGUUGACUUGAACUGGCUUUAGUUGUUUAAAGAGUGCAGACAAGGAACUUUUUAUGCACUGGCGAUUCAGCACUAUGUGCCACCAUGAAGCAGCUUUUAUAAAGCCACCAUCACCCCCAAGUUUACCCCUACAGCAUGCAAUUGGGGCUUUUUGCCUGCCCUGGAACCUUAACUAUCUGGACAGUUCUCAAUAAAUGUUGGUGUAUGCAACUAAAUAUAGAAUUUUACAUUAAAGCGGAUCUAAAUAAAUCUAUGUAAACAUCCCCAGAGUGCUUCGUUCAGCACUUUAGUGGUUUCUGAGAUAUUUCACAGCUCUUUACAGAGAAUUAGUGACCCUAGACUACAUAGAAGUUGACUUUGAAACAUUCCUUUAAAGGAAUUAAACUGACAGUAUAAAAUAAACCGUACAUUUACUAUAUAUUUAGCCCCAGUGAGUCCAAGCUCUCCCCCUGGCAGCCACUGCAAAGGAUACCGAUUGAGUUUUGAGUACUCUGUCAGCACGUGCAUUAUUUACACUGAAGCUGUGUAUACCCAAUGCGCACCCACACCGUAUUUAAAUUUUUCUUUAGCAGCCGGACAAUAAACGGUAACAGACACUGCAGGUUUCCUUAAUGAUUAAUGGUUUUCUGAAGAAUAUUGAUUUCCUUGUAACUAUGGACGGCAUCCUCUACACGCCAGCACCUCUAACCUUGCUGCACAGGAUUCUCCUUAGUGAUCAACAAUCUUUUUUUAUAUUUCAAUAAUUUAAUUGUUUUACUACAGUUAUUAAUGCAAUGCAAUGCAGUUAUGAUAUGUCUAUACAGCAGAAGUAAUCAAAAUUGGAAAGUUGCUACAUAAAAUGUUUUCCAUAUAAAUUCCAAUCAUAACAUAGUAUUACAAUAAACAGUUUUACAACAA